Molecule: messenger RNA, 2354 nt
Organism: Cercospora beticola
Lineage: Eukaryota; Fungi; Ascomycota; Dothideomycetes; Mycosphaerellales; Mycosphaerellaceae
Product: S53 family peptidase
Biological process (GO): proteolysis
Molecular function (GO): tripeptidyl-peptidase activity; serine-type endopeptidase activity
Source: RefSeq, a predicted model, not a curated record
GUCGUUCUGAUAGAUUUCCUCUGCUACAAAGGCGUCGCAGUGGCAGCGGAACGGUAAGCGCUGGUGGUUGCUAAGACGUGGUUUCCUUUUCUUCGAGACAGUUCUGACUACCUCACGAAAUGCGACGCGCGACGCUGCUGGCAGCAGCGACUCUCAUACUGGACGCGUCCUGUGCGAUUGUACAAAAGAGGGCGCCAACAAACCAUGGUUGGGAACGUCGGUCGCUGACUCCAAAAGACAAUUCGAUCAAGCUUCACAUUGCUGUGCGCCAUGCCGAUGAUGGAGAGGCGAUAGAGCGACAACUUGCUCUCGCAUCAGAUCCAAACAGUCCGAGCUUUCGACAGCAUGUUUCGGCGGAGGAAGCAGCGCGACUAUCGGAACCUACGCGAGAAAAUGUUCACGAAGUCGAGGAGUGGCUUUGGGAGCACGACUUACUGGAAAAGGCAUCACUCUUCGGUGGAAUCUUUGAGAUCGACACCACGAUACAACAAGCAGAGCAGCUGCUCAACACGACGUACUCAACCUUCUCAGAUGGCUGGAAAGAGAUCAAUCGCGCAGAGCUCUAUCAUCUUCCAAAGGCUGUCGCGGAUUGCAUUGACUUUGUGACGCCCACGACGAGCUUCCCACAGCCUGGAGAUGCAGAGCAACAGGAGCACGCCAAGGAACUGCUCAGAAGAUCCGGCCACAUCUUCAAGAGACAACAGAAUAAUACGGAAUGCACAGGUGCCGAUGGCCUGGCUACUCCAAGCUGCAUUCGCCGAGUCUACGACAUCAACUUCGACGGACUGAACUACACGGCCCAACCAAACCGAACGACUUUCGCAGUCUACGCGACCGAAAGCGCUUCUUUCAACAACUCCGAUCUGCAAGCCUAUCUACGAGAAUACAAUCCAGCUGCCGCUCAAGCCAGCGCCAGCUACGAACUCGUGGGAUCCGGCGGCGUACCUGAUCCCGGCAUCGCAGCCAAAUUCGAGACAUCCUUAGGAACCCAAGCGCUCCUCGGUCUCGCCUACCCUGAAGUCCAAAAUGGAAUUUUCUACAACUACGGCGGAGUAUUUGGUCCAGAAAUAGGCCAAACCUACGACAACUUUGUCACAUUCCUGCAACAACUCCUCUCCAAUGAGACAGUCCCAUCCGUGAUCAGCAUCACAGAAUCAGCAAACGAGAACCUCUUCGAUCCAGACUACGCCAGAAGACUCUGUCUCAUGAUGGCACAAAUCGGAGCUCGAGGCGUAAGCCUUCUAUUCUCAACCGGAAACAACGGAGCCAACGGGCAAGAAGCCGGCGGCGAACAUAAAACAAUCUUCGAGCCCAAAUUCCCAGCAAGUUGUCCCUGGGUCACAGCUGUAGGCGGCACGACGAACAUCGGAGAUGAAGAAGCUGCUGUCAAUGGCACAAUCCCGAUAGCUUCUAGUGUAGCGAUCACAGCAAGCGGAGGAGGCUUCUCGAAUUUGUUUGCAAGACCGCGGUAUCAGGCGAAUCAAGUACAAAGCUACAUCGAUCAAUACGUUCCGAAGACAUAUGAAAACGAAUCUGGAUUCAAUUCUUCCGGAAGAGGAUACCCCGAUGUCGCAGCUUUCAGUACACAGUAUCCGACAUUCGUCGAUGGAUUUAUGUUACCCAUCGGUGGAACUUCGGCUUCGACGCCCACAUGGGCUGCAAUCAUAAGUCUUUUGAAUGACUAUGAGGCUUUUCAUGGGAGACCUCCACUCGGGUUCUUGAAUCCUUGGCUGUAUAGUUUAAAUGGCACGGGAUUGAAGGAUAUCGUGAAAGGAGGGGAGAAUGUUGGAGCUUGUUCCGCGGCUCAGGGUUGUAUGCUGGAGAAGGUUUUGGGGUAUAAUACGACGGAGGGGUGGGAUGCUGUUACUGGGUUGGGGAGUCCGAGGUUUAGGGAGUUGGUGAGGGUGUUGGAUGGGGGAAGGAUUGGAUCUGAUGAGGAGUUUACGUCGGUGGUGAGCAGUGCUGCGGCGGAGAUAACUGCAACGGCUACCACGAGCGAUGGUGCUGCGACUUCCACUGCCGCAGCGGCAAGUCGGUACGAAAACCGUGUCCAAGCAGCAUUCCUGGGCAUUGGCGCUCUUGUGCUCGCGGCCGUGUAGAGAAUGGACGUCAAGUAUACGAGCGACGCAGCUAUGCCUAACGAAGAAACAAUGACAUGAGUUGAGCAGAUUCUAAUCACUUGAGACCUAUGAUCGCUACACAAGCUACGAAAUCUCCUGUUUUCCGUCGCUUUCAUGCCAGGCUUCGCAGUGUUCAUGUCUCGGGAGCUCCCAUCGUCUCUUUCGCCAUCUACCUCCUAUUACAUCUGCAGUAAAACCUUGGACCAUCUCCUGUUCCCGCAACGCAUCUUCCGC